Messenger RNA from Dacryopinax primogenitus, 958 nucleotides. RefSeq lists its product as uncharacterized. The transcript has 5 exons. Lineage: Eukaryota; Fungi; Basidiomycota; Dacrymycetes; Dacrymycetales; Dacrymycetaceae. Gene Ontology annotation, cellular component: membrane. Bases 1 to 855 code for a protein of 284 amino acids. The record is from RefSeq and is a predicted model, not a curated record.
AUGGUUAACCUCUACCCUUCCCUGGGCGUGCACAACCCCUUCGACUAUGACCUCUCUUGGGUCACAUCAUGGGUGAUACCCCCGCGCAUCUAUGCGGGAAUCAGGCUACUUCUCGCCCUUUACACAGGGAUCGCAUGCAUCGUGGACCUUACUAUCGGCGCGACGACGACCACCCAGUUCACGUACGUCCUCGGUCACCCGUAUUCACACGUCCCACUGACAUUUUUCCACAGAUACUUCUCAUACUUCACAAAUCUCUGUUACGUCGGACUUGUUUCUUGGUUCUGGGCAUCAGCGGUGCAGACAGGCGCAUUCGCUUUCAGCAAGGGGAAGCAUUAUCCACUCCAGCGAUGGCCGCGAUUCUUGCAAUUGCUGCACGUGAUCUUGUUUACCACCGUGGCAGUUUAUCCUUUCAUCGUGAUGAUUGUUGUUUGGGCAAUAUUGUAUAACCCGAAAACCUAUUGGGCGACGACCUACAGCACCUGGGAGGAGAUUACAGUGCACAUCUUAAACGGUGUAUUUGCGCUGUUCGAACUUAUCUUCAGCAACAUCCAACCUAUGCCCUGGGGGCACAUAGUCUUCAUCCUGAUUGGACUUGCUUUAUACCUCGGCGUUGCGUAUAUCACCCGCGCUUCACAGGGAUUCUACACCUACUCGUUUCUUAAUCCAACGGCGCAGGGCAGCUUGUUGGCGGGUUACAUCGUUGGCAUCGCAGUGGGAGGCGCUGUCGUGUUUAUUGUUGUCCGGUAUAUCAUCGUGUUCCGAGUGUGGCUGACUCGCGGAGUGCAUCAAACGCCUUCCGUAGCACGCGGGGAGUUCAAGGAGGUUGACGACGCAGCAAGAUACGACGUAUAGUGGGGACAUUUUCUUCAGGCAUGGACAUGGGUUGAAUCUCACUUCCAUAUACAUCUUGGUCGGGCUUACUGUGGUCAUGCACUAAACUAUUGAUUACAUUGGC